Molecule: messenger RNA, 996 nt
Organism: Huiozyma naganishii CBS 8797
Lineage: Eukaryota; Fungi; Ascomycota; Saccharomycetes; Saccharomycetales; Saccharomycetaceae
Gene: AFT2
Product: Aft2p
Exons: 1
Coding region: 1-996 (331 amino acids)
Molecular function (GO): DNA-binding transcription factor activity, RNA polymerase II-specific
Source: RefSeq, a predicted model, not a curated record
AUGAAACAACCUAGAGCUAAAUGGUCGCCGGACCGGUUAUCCGAUGCGCUGCUGAAUGAGCAGAACAAGCUGAUACAUCUGGACCCUGUGCCGCUGUUUGCGACGCGGAACGAUAUUAAGCCCUGGCUGCAGCGGAUAUUCUUCCCGCAGGGGAUCGACCUUGUUAUCGAGAGGUCCGAUAGCGGGAAGAUCAUCUUCAAGUGCAAGAAGGAUUGCGGUCCCGAUAAGAAGUUCUCUUGUCCCUUCCGCAUCAGGGUCACUUUCUCGAUCAAGUUGCAACGGUGGAACUUCGUCAUUGUGAACAACGUGCACAGCCACGAACUCAAGUUCAACGCCAGUAGCGACGAGUACAAGAAGUUCAAGAAGUACCUCGUCACCCAGGGGGACACACAGACGCUCAAGUUCUUCGAAGAAGUGGAGUACAAGAGCAAGAUGAACCUCCCGAUCCUCCCACAGAAGACGUUCACGUGUGACUGUGGACUCACGGACGAGAUCGACUGGUUCGACGUCGUGCUCCCGCGGGCAAAGACCGCGCCCGUCACCACCGCCACCACUACUACUACAAAAGUACACAAGAAACGCACAACCGCGACCAGACCGGUACCGUCACGGGCGACACCGGUCCAGAAGCCACCGGUCAUCGACCUCGACGAGAUAGAUUUCACGGAUAUGUUCACGGACCCGGCACAGAGAGAUUGCACAGCGUCGUCGCCGUCACCGCCAUCCCCGGCGCUACGCGACACGUACUUUGACAACUUCACACAGUACUCCUCGCUGCUGCUGGACGACACGGCAACGACAACGGCAACGCUCUCCACGGACCUGGACGUCUGCUUCAACCCAGACUACAUAUUCAACUCGCAGAUAGAACCUCUCACGUUGCAGCAGCAGCAAAUGAAGCCCAAUGAGCUGCCGGAACUCCCGGAAAUCGAGAGGGCACUGUCCCAGGGGGACGACCAGUACCUCGAGUUCCUCAACAUCUCCGAAUGGUCCUAA